AUGAAUAUUGGCGUUAUUUUUGGAAAUGACGUCAAGUUAAAAGUUGAUGAAAUACGGCAAAAAGUGCAAAUUGCUCAUAACAAAACUUGGUGUUUGUUUUGUAACUGCAAUCACUGUGCCCCCCUUCCACAAAUUCUAUAUAUAACUGUAUUGGUCAUCCGAGAUGCCGAAUCAUCAGUGUGCUUCCACUUGCUCUUCUCACUCCUACUUCUCUUAGCGACAUAUUCUAUCGAGGUUCUCAGCACUCCACACAGCAAUGUGGAACGUCGAGGGGAUCCAUUCUUGAGAUUUGGAUGA
Molecule: messenger RNA, 297 nt
Organism: Trichobilharzia regenti
Lineage: Eukaryota; Metazoa; Platyhelminthes; Trematoda; Strigeidida; Schistosomatidae
Source: the annotation of a GenBank genome assembly